Paramecium pentaurelia is the source of this 715-nucleotide messenger RNA. NCBI's taxonomy places the organism in Eukaryota, Ciliophora, Oligohymenophorea, Peniculida, Parameciidae. The record is from the annotation of a GenBank genome assembly.
UGAUGUAGAGAAGAAUAUAUAGCUUAAAGAAUAGUUUGAGAAAAGAUGGAUAGUAAAUUUAACAAAUAAGGUUGAUGGAUCGUUAGAAUUAGAUUUAUGUAUAUAUACAAAAUUAGGAAUUGAGACUUGUAUAAUAAAAGUGGAAUAAGUAGUUUUAUUUUGACUGGACGAUUGAUAAUGAAAGGCAUCUCAUGAUUAUGAAAAAAACUUUUACUAAUAUGCAUAAAUUAUAUAUUGAUUUAUAUAAGAGAAGUGAAACAAUUGAGGUUGAAGAUAAUUUGUAUCUUGUUCAACGAAUAGUAAAUGGGUAAACCAAUUUAUAUAUAUAUUUGGAGUGAAAGUUUCACUAUAGAUUUUUUUAAUAGAUAAUAGUGCUGUGAAUAAAUUCUGUUAGAUGAAAUAAGUCUUAAACUGGGUUUCCUGCACAUUUACCACUGCUAAUAGACCAGAAUGUAAUGCAUUUGAGUAUAGUUUAGUUGGUUGGAAAUAAAAUUAGUAUUUUCAUAAUCUUACAUAACCUCACAAUAAAUAUAUUAGAUCCAUCGAAGUACAAGUCUAAUUAAUGAAUAAUUUUUUUUCAGAAUAUUUAACACUUUUUUUUAACAAAUCCACUCUAUCUAAUCAAACAUUUAAUGAAUAUAAACAAAAAUUCAUUUAUUUUAUAUUCAUUUUAAUUUAAUUACGUUCAGAGAUUUUUUGCAUAGAAUUAAGAUGA